AUGCAAAGUGUAACCUCUAUAGAAGUACCUACAAAUUUGCUUAAAAUGCCAAUAAUUAAGAAUAAGGAUAUAAUGGAGAAGAAAUAUGAAUAUGAUAAAGUUGGAAAGAAUUAAAAUGUUAUUGUUGAACCUGCAGUAGUUAAAUUUUGUGGUUUUGAAAUCGGCAAACUAAAUGAGAUUAAAGUGAGAGUCAUCAAUAAAAACAAACAACCUCAGAGAAUCUACGUGUUUCCACCUAAAUCAGAAAUAUUUAAUGUCAAAUUUGAUAAAAAAGGUGCUAUACCAAGUGGAAUGGCUGAAGAACUCUACGUCUAAUUCAAGCCUCAAGAAUACAAAUACUUUUAUGAUGUUAUAAGAAUCAACACCCAAGAUGACACUUUACUAAUACCAAUACAUGCUUAUCCUGCCCUCAAUCGAGAUGGAUUAAGAGAAUUGUUUCCUCGAUUGAUCGAUUUUGGCACUCUCGAUAUAGGUGAGUCUUAAACAUAUAGCUAUCCUAUAUAAAGCAAAGUGCCUCUUAAUUUCGAGUUUGAAUUCAGCAUCACAAAACCUUGUUAAGAUAUUAAAAUCGAUCCAAUCAAAGGUAUCGUCCCAGGCAAAGGAAGCAUAGAUAUUUCUAUAACAUAUUGUCCAUAAGUCAAUGUGACAGAAAUUAUGGAAGUGGAGCUUAAAAUAGCUCAAUUUGAUUUCGAACCAUUGUGUAUCAAAAUUAUGGGAUCUGGUAGGUUCCCUGAAAAUAAAAAAACCAUGAGACCUAGUUCAAAUAAAAAAUUAAAAUCAAUUACUAAUUCUUCAAGAGCUAAACCUCUUUAGAACACUCAAGAAAUACCUGUUGAAGAGAGUCCAAAACCUGAUGAAACACAAUAAAUUGAGAACCAAGUAUAAGAGCGAUCAAAACCCUUGAAAAUGACUAAAAGCACUAAAUUAAAAAGAUCUAAAUCUCAAUAACAAGAAACCAGUGAUAAUAUCGGACUUGAUAAACUUAAAGGCAGACAAUUAUUAGAAAAAUCGUAUUUAGAUCACUUUAAUCAAAUCUAAAGUUUGGAUAAGGAAAAAGAAAUGAGAUUUUUUUAAUGCGUUGGUGAUCCACCAAUAACUGAAACUUAAGUAGAAGACAUUCUACUAGAAAGACAAUAAUAUCUUAAUAACUAUCUAGACGACGUCUAAGCUAAAGGAACAACAAGAUAUACAUUAUUGGUUAAUUCUGAUAGUACAAUUGUGGAUUACAUUCUGCCUGAACAUCAGCAGAGUUGGGAUUUGGAUAAGAAUGACACAAUGAAAAUUAAGAAACUAAAUUUGAGAAAGUUUGUAUGUGCUGCUAGUAGAAUUAUCUACAAAUUAAGGAUGGAAAAAAGAUUAUCAAAAUUAAAGGCAUUUUUAAAAGGAGCAACUACAAGAGCAGAAGUCAAAUAACUUGUAAAUUUGGAUUGCUAAAAAGCAGAGCAUUCAGGAGUUGGUAAAAAAGAUUUUGUCAAAUUUACCUUUGAAUUCAACUCAGAUAAUAUUGGAUUCUUGAAAUUACCAGUUUAAUAUUCAGAAUCCAAUACAAAUUCCUCAUUUAAAUAUACUAUCACACCACAAACUGGGUUUGAUGACCUAGCUCCUUUUGAUGAGUUACCAAGUGAUGAUUGUGAAAUCAUGUAAUAUAAAGUGUGGGAGCCUCCUUAAAUUGUGUAUCAUCCACCUGUAAUUGAAAAACCUUUGAGAGAUGGGGCAGAAGAGGAAAAAUCCCUUAGAGGUAUUAUGGGUCCAGUAACUUAAAUACUUCAGACUUAAAAUGAUAAUAUUGUCAGGAACAUAUAUUUAAAGCCACCUGAUGUUGAAAGCUAUCAAAUCCUUAAAACCAAUAAGACCUUAAGAUUAUAUCAAUAAUUUAAUGAUGGCACUCCUUUGAAUACCUUCUAUCCUCUCAUGUUUAGUAAAGUGAAUGGAAUAGGGGCUGAUCUAGAUCCAGAUAUUGCCUAGAAUCACUAAAUUCUAAAGCAGGAAUUUAUCAAUAGAACACCUGGUUAUCAGAAUCUAAAUCUUGUUUAUGAACUUCCAUUGGAUCAAUUCUACUAUCAGGAGAAAAACAUGCAGUUAGCUUACGAUUUUGGAUUUGAUGAGCAAAUAGAAUUCUACUGUCCAACAAUAAUGGCAGAAAAAGAAUUGGAUGAUCAGAUGACGGAUGAUGAUAGUGAUGAGGAUAAGCCUCCUCAGAUAAAUGUUGUGGAUUAGAAUGAUUGGCUUACUAAACUUGAAUAGGAUGAUAAAACUAUAACGACUUUGAGACAAUCAGAAAUUAUUGAUUCCUUUGAGCAACUAAAAGAGAAAUUAGAUUCAAAUUUGACUUUGGAAAAGAAUAAAUGGAUUUCAACGGUUCCUUCUAAAACUAGUGACUUCAAUAAGUUUAUUGUUAGAAAUGAAAAUAAAAUGGUCAUAUUAUGA
Molecule: messenger RNA, 2427 nt
Organism: Paramecium tetraurelia
Lineage: Eukaryota; Ciliophora; Oligohymenophorea; Peniculida; Parameciidae
Exons: 8
Biological process (GO): cilium movement; cilium assembly
Cellular component (GO): cilium
Source: RefSeq, a predicted model, not a curated record